AAUUGAUCGUCUUUUCACGCUUUUGACCUUUGAUUCAGGCGGGUCAAAAAGAGAAUGUCUUACCUCGCGGUCGCUAGCGACCACAUCGAUCCAGGGGUGUUUUAGUUGCCUGACAGAUUUAAGAUAUUACCUAUAUAUACGUCCGGUGUUUAUUUAGAAUACAACUACGAGAGAGAACACACGGUGACAGCAGUAACCAGAAUAUGAAUGGAAUGGAUGCCUCGCGUCCAGUGUCAUAGGGCAUCUCAAAUAUACUUUUAGAGAGUAAAAAAUUCGACAAAUACAUAACACAACUAAUACGGAUUUGUGAUUUAUCAAGAAGCGAAGAUAUUUGUGGAAAAGGGGUGGAACAAACGUCUCGCUGUAAGCCAUAAUAUAUACGUGUCGAGAAAGAGAAACUGUGGCAAGAGACUAGCACUCUACAAAAAUGUCUUUCAGUACUACGUACAACAAGGCGCUCAAAUGGGACAUAAAAUACACCCACUUCGGUAGUCCAGUGAUCAUGCAGUGGAGGAACUCCGGGGACUACCCAAAUUUUGAUAUGCUGAGAAUAGACAAGGAAAAUAAACUUCUUCGACGGAAUAUCUUACUGGCAUCUAGAGAAAUAUAUUCUCCAAAGGCGAUGCCUCCAGCCCCGGCGUUCAGAAUCGUCUCCAGGGAGGACGCUGACGCCAUCACACAGCGUCUUCAAAGACGUGGAAGUUACCGGGAUUCAAGCAGGUCGCGGAGUUCUACAGCCUCCAGUGUAAAUUCUGACUACAGCCAAAAUCAAAGAGAAAAACUUUACGGGUAUAAGCAGUUGACACCCGAACAGCACGGAGAGCUGAUGAAGAGACUGUCCGGGAAAACGCACGCGACAUCACUGAGGGAGACACAGACCAGCGUCUACAAACAUCCACAUCUCAUGAGGUCCACUCCGAUUCUGGGAAGACGCGCAAUGAAACAGAGGGUCGAAGUCUCUGCGUGAGAACGCCCAAUCAAGGUGAAGACAUUUAUAUGUCAUAAACCUGGUUCUUUUAUGUUGGACAAUUCGACUGUGAUAUCAUUGGCUAUUGGGUAUUUAAGAGUCAAAGUUGAUGGAAGUACACCGCAGACGUUAUUUGACGUUCACCAAGCCGAGUUUCUGCGUGUAUAUUUGGCAAGAUUUUCUG
This is a messenger RNA of Lingula anatina, 1151 nucleotides long. RefSeq lists its product as uncharacterized. The record is from RefSeq and is a predicted model, not a curated record. Lineage: Eukaryota; Metazoa; Brachiopoda; Lingulata; Lingulida; Lingulidae.